This is a messenger RNA of Phytomonas sp. EM1, 1830 nucleotides long. NCBI's taxonomy places the organism in Eukaryota, Euglenozoa, Kinetoplastea, Trypanosomatida, Trypanosomatidae. The record is from the annotation of a GenBank genome assembly.
AUGUCCAAUUUUGUGCACUUUACGCCUGAUCAACUGAAUUUAUCCAGCGCCAUCCCCCUUGGGACGGGGGCGAUCUCCAAUGUUCUCCACUCAACCCUCGCUCCCCCGCUGUCGAUCCCGGUUGCGAUUAAAGUAUACUCCAAGGUUCAGCUUCUCCAGUUGUGCAAAGUUCAAAGUGUCAUGAAUGAGAAGCAAGCCCUUCUACGGCUUCGAUCGCAUCCAUACAUCGGCCGCUUGUACGGGACGGCGCAGUCCGAGGACGAGCUAUAUGCCGUGAUGGAGUUAUUAACGAACGGCGACCUGCUGCAGCAUAUUCGCCGUACUGCCGAGAAGCGCCUCAGGGAAUAUUCUAUCGCCCAACCUCGUCCGAUGGGUCGACCAGUCGCCGGGGAGGAAGGGCAGACCGAAGGACGCGACUUCCGCCUAGCAGCGGAUCAAACCCAGGCCGCGCCGCCGCCCCCACGGUCGGGGGGCUCGGCCGGGGGGAUCCCCGCCUCUAGUCGAGCCCUGCGGUGCCUGGACUUCCAGGACAUCCAGCUCAUCACCGCGCAGAUCAUUCUUGGCCUCUCACACGUGUUCAAGAACGGUUUGGUGAUGCGCGACCUGAAGCCCGAGAACAUUGUGUUUGAUGGCAAGUGUCGGGCCUGUCUUAUUGACUUCGACACAGUCGACUUGGAGGGUAAUCGUGCCAAGCCCCACACCAACCACGGUGUCGCGUUACCAGCAAAGCGAUCCAGCAUGACUUCCUUCACAAAUAAGGGUGAUUCUGGUGGGUUGGCGUCAAGGCCGCCGAAACGUUCUAUCAAGGUCUCUGAAAUUCAAGCGAUGCGCAGGCGAACCGCCAGCUUUUGUGGCACUGCACAGUACGUAUCGCCAGAGAUGGUAGGUGAGUGCAGAUGGAGCUUUAGCAGCGACCUUUGGUCUUUGGGGACGAUUGUCUAUGAGAUGCUGUAUGGGGUGCACAUGUUCGCCGGCAUGACUUCGUUUGGGGUGAUGAAGAAUGUUAUCAAAGGCGUCGCAGGUGGUGUAAAUGGUCAGGCGGCUGUGCCCUUCCCAAUUGUUGACCUUGGGAGGAGAGGUAAUGAGGCCAGUUGUCCAGGAGAAGAGGUCGCCCCAUCCGAUCACUUUGCGCGCGUCAAAGAUUUUAUUCUGCGAUUGGUCGACAUCGACCCUUUCCAGAGGCUUGGGGUCCAUCCUGAGACGCACGAGUUUGAUCUUGAGGCGCUUAAAAGGCAUUCCCUCUUUUCUAAUUUUGACUGGUCUCUGGUAGAGAACCAAAUCUUGACCUUUAAGCAGCGCACAUUUUCAAUGCGCGAUGGAGCUGUCGAUUUGGACAAUGUCGCUACUUCAGAGGUCCUCGACCCGGAUCCGUCACUGUCGCUACAAUGCUUCUACCAAGAAGUGCCUUAUAAUGAUAGGCGGUAUGCUGAGUACAUUUACAAUGCCUCUUCUGAAGGAAAUCCUUUUGAACGCUACCUACAGGGCAUUGAUUUAGGAAGUAAGAUAGUGGAAGACACCAAGGAUGGCGUAGAUGAGGUAGAUCACAACCAAAACGAUGAGUUGCGGUGUGACCCGACCUCGGCCAGAACCACUUUAUUCAACAACGACGGGGUUGUGGGAGAGAGCAGUAAACUCACUUCCGAUUGCCUCCCAAGUGGUGAGAUAGUUGGCUUUCCCAGUGACUUCAAGCAAACCUCAUGUUCUGAAGGAUCCAGCGCGUGCUUCCGUCGAAGCAGUUCCAUCGAUACGGAUGAUGAAAGUAUCGAGGUCAUUGACGACGUAGGGAUGAGGUUCCACGCUCUGGCGCUGGACCCGGACUUCCGGAAUUGA